This is a messenger RNA of Cryphonectria parasitica EP155, 1758 nucleotides long. RefSeq lists its product as uncharacterized. Gene Ontology annotation, cellular component: plasma membrane. The record is from RefSeq and is a predicted model, not a curated record. Gene Ontology annotation, molecular function: purine nucleobase transmembrane transporter activity. Bases 1 to 1758 code for a protein of 585 amino acids. NCBI's taxonomy places the organism in Eukaryota, Fungi, Ascomycota, Sordariomycetes, Diaporthales, Cryphonectriaceae. Gene Ontology annotation, biological process: transmembrane transport. The transcript has 7 exons.
AUGGCGUAUAUCAUUGCUGUUAAUGCCGACAUUCUUUCGGAAACGGGUGGUACCUGCGUAUGUGAGAAACCUCUCACCGCAGCGGGGACCUGUGCAAAUGAGACGGAAUGGCAGUCCUGUGCAAAUGUCGUCAAGCAAGACCUCAUAACAGCGACGGCGGCACUAUCAGGACUGGCCAGUAUCCUCUUUGGCUUUUUCACCAAUCUCCCUGUCGCACUGGCCCCCGGUAUGGGUUUGAACGCCUAUUUCGCCUUUCAAUGCGUCGGAAUCCGCGGGACAGGCUCUGUCCCAUACUCUCUUGCACUGACUGCAGUGUUCGUCGAAGGCUUUAUCUUCAUCGUGCUUGCACUGACUGGCAUGCGACACUGGCUGGUGAAAAUCAUACCCGGGACGAUUAAAACAGCUAGCGGCGUUGGUAUAGGUCUCUUUCUGACCAUGGUAGGGAUGUCGUACUCUGAAGGCAUCGGUAUCAUCACCGGCAAUCCAUCGACGCCUCUGACGAUUGCGGGUUGUGACGCGGCGUACCUCGAUCCCAAGACCGGGGCGUGUACAAGCAAUCUGAUGACGAGCUCCAAGAUGUGGCUCGGUAUCACGUGCGGUGGUCUCCUGACAGCCUUUCUCAUGGCAUUUCGGGUCAAGGCCGCCAUCAUCAUCGGCGUGGCGCUCGUCUCGAUCUUAUCCUGGCCCCGCAAUACACCGUUCACGUACUUUCCCAACACAACUGAAGGCGACGAGCGCUUCGCCUUUUUCAAAAAGGUUGUCUCGUUCCACCCUAUUACCCACACAUUGAAUGCGCAACAGUGGGACCUCUCCGGUAGCUAUGGUGCCUCCUUUGCCCUAGCGCUUUUUACCUUCUUGUACGUCGACAUCAUCGACUGCACAGCAACCUUGUAUUCCAUGGCAAGAUUUUGCGGCCGCGUGCAGCAGCAGAAGGACCGGCCCAAGAAGCGUGGAUCAAGCAGCGACGGAGACUUUCCCAGGUCGACGGUCGCGUACUGCAUUGAUGCCGCGUGUAUCUCGAUCGGUUCGCUGUUGGGGUGCUCGCCUGUUACAGCUUUUAUCGAGAGCGGUGCGGGUAUCGCCGAGGGCGGGAGGACCGGAUUGACAGCCAUGGUAACAGGGCUGUGUUUCUUGAUAUCCGUCUUCUUUGCACCGAUUUUUGCUUCCAUUCCGCCUUGGGCGACGGGCUGCACGUUGAUCUUGGUUGGUUGCUUGAUGAUACGCCAGGUGUCGGCUAUCAAUUGGAGUUAUAUCGGCGAUGCCAUCCCUUCCUUCGUGACCAUAGCCUUCAUUCCCUUCAGCUACAGCGUAGCGUACGGCCUCAUUGCUGGUCUCUUCAUCUACGCCGUCCUCAACGGCAUGAUAGGGGCCGUCAUGUUCCUGAGCCGCGGCGCACACGAGCCCAAGGACUACCACCGGCGGGAGUACUGGACAUGGAAGCCCGCGGGAGAGAAGCCGUGGAUCUUUCGGAUCUUCACCAAGGGCCGUUUCUGGGAGGACGAACGGCGCAAGACGCGGCGGUCCCAGGAGAGCGCCAAGGAGGCGUGUGACGCGUUCGCAAUGUCCGAGGUGGACCUGGAUUCUAUGAGGACCUCGAGAAUCGCGACCUCGUUCGCUGCGUCCUCACAGAGAAUUUCGGCCGGGGCGGCGGACGAAUCGGGCGCUCAUGGGCUGGGGGAGAUCGGGAGCGACGGCGAGACGCACGAGCUGGACAUUGUGGUCGUUCCGAAGCAGGUGGCCCAGGUGUCUCAUGAGUAA